Lethenteron reissneri (Far Eastern brook lamprey) is the source of this 1297-nucleotide messenger RNA. Its product is annotated as parapinopsin-like. NCBI's taxonomy places the organism in Eukaryota, Metazoa, Chordata, Hyperoartia, Petromyzontiformes, Petromyzontidae. Gene Ontology annotation, cellular component: membrane. The record is from RefSeq and is a predicted model, not a curated record. Gene Ontology annotation, biological process: visual perception; G protein-coupled receptor signaling pathway. Gene Ontology annotation, molecular function: G protein-coupled receptor activity.
CUUGCUGCAGUUGCGGUCGCUGUCUCUCGUUUAUAGAUAUUUACCGGGAGAGGGGGCAAAACAAGAGAAACAAGCUACAUUUAUUUAUGUAUCUAUUCGGAAAGAGACAUUCGUAAAUAAGUUGACCUAAAUCACUCGUCGCACCAACUCCACCCCCUGGGAACAACAGAAGAUCCUUCCCACACGCGCGCGCGCACGCACACGCGGCAGGAUGGACACAAACAACAGCGGCAUCGUCAUCAGCAGCAGCGGCGGUGGCAACAGGAGCGGGGGCGUGUUAUUGGAGCCGGCCAGCGCGACCCCAUCCAGGGCCGUCUUUGUCUCCCUGUCGGUGAUCAUGGGAGUGACGACGUUCGCCUCGCUGCUGCUCAACGGCCUCGUGGUGGUGGCCAGCGUGAGGCACAAGGAGCUGAGGCAGCCCCUCAACUCGGCGCUGCUCAGCCUCGCCGCGGCCGACCUCGGGAUGGCGCUGGCCGGGGGGCUGCCCAACACCAUCACCAACGCCGUGGGUGGCCUCGUGAUGGGACGCGGCGGCUGCGUGACAGAGGGUUUCCUCAUGUCGCUCUUUGGCAUAGCGGCACUGGACUCGGUGUGCGUGCUCUCUGUGGAGCGCUACGUGGUGGUGUGCCGUCCCCUGGGCGGCCUUCACUUCACGCCGCGCCACGCAGCCCUCGGCCUCGCUGUCGCCUGGCUCUGGGCCUUCGCCUGGACCGUGCCCCCGCUGCUGGGCUGGGGCCGCUAUGGCCCCGAGGGCGUGGGGACCUCAUGCGCGCCAGACUGGGCCGACGAGUCAGUGUCGGGCCGCGCCUACAUCCUGUCAUUCCUCGUCUUCUGCUUCGCCCUGCAGCUGCUCAUCAUCGUCUUCUGCUACGGUCGCCUCAUGUUGACCCUGCACCAGGCCCCGAAGCUGAGUGGCGGUGCGAGCCAGCGCGCCGAGCGCCAGGUGGGCAUCAUGGUGGUGCUCAUGGUGCUCGCGUUCCUCAUCUCGUGGACCCCUUAUGCAGCCUGCUCCAUCGCCGUGGCCGUCACGCCGGGACUCAAGCUGAGCCCGCUCCUCGCCACGGUGCCACUGUACGCAGCCAAGUCGAGCACCGCCUACAACCCGGUGAUCUACAUCAUCCUGAACCGCAACUUCCGCUCGAUCCUGCGCCAGAUGAUAUGUGGGACAGCGGUGGGGGAGCAACGCCCUGAAUCCGAGGCCGUGACGAGAGUGGAGACGCUGAGGGCCAUGGAGGGGGCGGGCAACCAGGGAGGGAGCACCGACGAGGGUGCCCCCUACGCCACUUCCAGCGCCUAG